UCUGAUAAAAGACUCUCCUGUGCUUUAAAAGGUCAUGAGGAUCUGCUCUCGGCUGAAGUCUGUACUGAGGAUAAAAACUGCUGGAGUGUGAAUUAUUUCAGCAGGAGAAUUUGUGCACCAGAAGGUUCUUCAGUGAGCACUUCAAGUGAAUACUCAUACCCUGAUGACCAGCAACCCAAGUCUAAAUUAUGGUAUAAAAUAAAGAGAACUAGUGAGGUGGAUGCUGAAAAUGUGAUUGGGGCUGUAGGUCGUGUGGAGUAUCAUGACAACAUGAAGAAUCGCCACAUCCUUAAAAUUAAAAAGUUGAUGAAGAAUGACUCGGCAGAAUAUACGUUCAGACACCAAACAGAAGAAGGAGGACAAAAACAGUCCGAUUUACCUGGAGUGACUUUGGUUGUCACAGGCCUGAGAGUGAAGUUUACUCCUUCUGCAGAGGUGACAGAGGGCCAGAGAGUCACACUGACCUGCAGAACAAGCUGUCCUCUGACUGACAACACAAACUACAUCUGGUACUUAAACACACGACCUUUGACCCUGCCAGAGAACCAAAACAAACACUUGGUUCUAGACCCAGUCAGCAGUCAGCAUGCAGGAAACUACUCCUGUGCAGUCAAAAACAGCAUCAGUUCACAUGAAAGGACUCUCACUGUUCAAGGGAAAUCAAUGGCAAUAAUUAAUGCAGUUAGACUGACUAUUGCAUUAAUGAUCCCAAUUCCUCUACUUCUUUUCCACCUGUGGAUGAGGAAGAAGAAAACUCUGACCUCCACUGCUGAGCCUAGUGACCAAGGUAAAAGAUGA
This is a messenger RNA of Micropterus salmoides (largemouth bass), 798 nucleotides long. Its product is annotated as sialoadhesin-like. The coding region runs from base 271 to 798 and encodes 175 amino acids. Lineage: Eukaryota; Metazoa; Chordata; Actinopteri; Centrarchiformes; Centrarchidae. The record is from RefSeq and is a predicted model, not a curated record. The transcript is spliced from 6 exons.